GGCGCGCGUGCGGGGCUGCCGCCGGCUGGUGCGAAGCCACGCUCGCUCCCUCGCUGUCUCCGGGAGAGCUUCGGCCACGCUGUUACCCAACAUGAUGGUGGGUGAAGAGAAAUCUUCUGUAAGAAAUCGCUGGCUUACAUCCAAAGAAAAAGAUGAAGAAAAGACAAGUUCACAUAAAGAAGAAACUCAGCAGACACCAGAAGAGACCUCACAGACACCAGGAAAUGGUCAAUUUGACAGUGAACAAUGCCUGAAAAGGAAGAUUCUGUUGACAGCAGAGGCAGAACAGUUGAAGCCAUUUUUUAUGAAGGAAGUAGGUAAUCAGUUUGAUGAAUUUGUGACUAAUCUUAUUGAUAAAUCAACCUCACUGGAUAUUUCUGGUUCUGCAAAGUCCUUUGCCAUCCUCAAUGGAGGAAAGAAUAACCACAGAGCUAGGGAUUUGAGAAAUCGUCCAGAACAAGGAAAGCUUUUUGUUGUAAGAAGAUCUAUGUUGGAUGAGCUAUUGGAAGUAAACCACAUUCGAACAAUAUAUCAUAUGUUUAUUGCCCUUCUCAUCCUCUUCAUUCUCAGCACACUUGUAGUGGACUACAUUGAUGAAGGAAGACUGGUCCUAGAAUUCAGCCUCUUUACUUAUGCUUUUGGCAAAUUUCCUGUUGUAAUUUGCACUUGGUGGAUCAUGUUCCUUGGUACAUUGAUCAUUCCUUAUUUACUUUUUGAACGCUGGGCCAAAGGAUAUGCAAAGAGUUCCCGUCCAAUUGUCUAUUCUUUGUUCUAUGGGAUGCUUUUCAUGCUUUUCCAGAUUGUAGGUUUGGGAUGUGGAUCAACUUAUAUUGUAUUGACCUAUAUGUUGCCACCAGCUUCCCGAUUCAUAGUUAUACUUGAACAGGUUCGUUUCAUUAUGAAAGCUCAUUCAUUUAUUCGGGAGAAUGUUCCUCGGGUAUUAGAUGCUACUAAAGAAAAAUCACGAACUGUUCCGAUACCCCAAGUCAACCAGUAUUUGUACUUUUUGUUUGCUCCUACUCUCAUCUAUAGAGACAGCUAUCCCAGGAAUCCCACUAUCAGAUGGAGUUAUGUAGCAACUCAAUUUGCACAGGUUUUUGGUUGCAUGUUUUAUGCAUAUUACAUCUUUGAAAGACUUUGUGCUCCUUUAUUUCGAAAUAUCAAACAAGAACCCUUCAGUGUUCGGGUUUUGGUCCUGUGCAUCUUUAACUCCAUUUUACCAGGUGUGCUGAUGCUGUUUCUUUCCUUUUUUGCCGUUUUGCAUUGUUGGCUUAAUGCCUUUGCGGAGAUGUUACGUUUUGGGGACAGGAUGUUCUAUAAGGACUGGUGGAACUCAACAUCAUAUGCCAACUAUUAUAGAACCUGGAAUGUGGUGGUCCAUGACUGGCUCUAUUACUAUGCUUACAAAGACUUCCUCUGGUUUUUCAGCAGGAGGUUCAAAACAGUCGCCAUGGUAUCUGUCUUUGCAGUGUCUGCUGUAGUGCAUGAGUAUGCCCUGGCCUUGUGCUUGAGCUUUUUCUACCCAGUCCUCUUCGUACUCUUCAUGUUCUUUGGAAUGAUUUUCAAUUUCGUUGCCAAUGACAGUCGGAAAAGGCCUAUUUGGAAUGUCUUGAUGUGGACAUCUCUCUUCUUGGGACAUGGAAUCUUACUGUGCUUAUACUCUCAUGAGUGGUAUGCACGUCAGCAGUGUCCUUUGAAAAACCCAACGUUUCUAGACUAUGUAAGACCACGCUCCUGGACUUGUCAUUAUGUGUUUUAAAAACUUGGACUUCGAUUUUCUCUCCUGAUUGAAUGUGUGUGCCACCUGAUUUUGGAAAAGUAGCUACUUUUUUUUUUUUUUAAAGAAAGAUAUGCUGCGUCAAGAAAAAUCAAAUUGCUAUGAGUGACCCCAUCCAUUUAUAGUGACCAGUUUCUAUGGUCAGGAAGCCAGUUCUGUGCCAGUCUUCUGAAGCCAAGACAGUGAGUCAAGUCCAUUGGAAAUCCUGUUAAGGAGGAAGUUUUUUUCUUUCAGAGUAAUCUCUAAGGUACACACAGAUUUUUGGCUGAGCCAGCCUACCAAAGCUGAGCAGGCACAUCCAUCCAUUAUUUAUCUUUCUGUACUCAUUUAUUAAACAUUGUAUAUGUUUUCUUAGUUAAUGAAAUAGCCAAAACACAUUUAAAGAAUUAAUGCUUUGAAUAUCUAUUGCUUGCAACUUAUGUCUAUGCACACUGUUACGUGUAUUGAUUAAAAAUGUUUUUGAAAAAGGGAAUAACUGUUAAUAUGGAAUAAUAUAUAUAAAGGACAAAUGUCAUUGAUUUUUACAAAAAUAAUUCUUGUACUUUUUUGUAUUGUUUUUAUUCCAAUAUAUAUGUAAGAAUCCAUUCAGCUGAGUCAAAAAAUAUUCUGAACUAAAGUUAUCAUUUCAUGUUAUUUCUGUGUUCUCUAACGUAGGCCAUGAGAUUUAUGUGAAAUAGAAGUAUUCCUUUCUAUUAGAAAUCCUACAUAGGUUCAUCUAUUCCUGAUCAGGCCAAGGGAUGAUGGAGGGUUGUUGUUUUUCUUAUAAUCCUCUUAAGCUGUUUCUUUUUGGGGGAACAAACAAGUAUUGUUAUUUAUUAUGGAGCUCAUUACACAAUAGUAAGGGCCUAAAUUUUUCAGAGAGCAAUUUACCAUCUAUUUUUGAAAAUUCAGGUUGGUUUGACUUUAUUUAGAAUUAUCCUCUAUAUAACUAUUGUUCUCAAAGGAAAAUGAAUCAUUUUAAAAUUUGAUGUAGACUAAAUUCUGUAAAUGUAUAAUAAAUUUGGUCACUUUCCUCAGUAAUAAGGUAGGAGAUUAACCUAGAAGUUGGCUCCUGCAUAAUUCAGUGAUGACUCUUUUUCAGUAGUAUUGUGCUUCUACGUACAUUUGAAACUGUGACUGUUUUCAAGGAAAUGUUUCUAUUCUCUUUGAUUCUGUAAAGUAUAUUUUGUUUCUUCCAUAAUGUUUUAAUACUCUACUAGAGAGAAAGUAUAGAUUUUACUAUUUGAUGAAAUGUGAAAGAUUAGAAUUCAAUCAUCAAGUUCCUCCUGACUCAGGUUUGUAGAUUAUAGACAUGUGAAGAAUUUGGAAAUUCUCUUAGCCAAACUGAAGGAAACUUCUAAAGGAAUCUCCUAAGUUCAUGUAGCUUAAAACUCAGAUCUUUUUGAUAACAAGUUCACCGUGUAGCACUGCCUCCAUAACCCAAGGAUUAACACUGUAUUUUCAACAAAGCCGAGGACGAUGAAUGAUUUUUUGCCAUCAUGACCUUAGCAAACUAAUGUACUUAUAGAGGCGAUAUGGUCAUUGCUCUAAAGGUAUUUUGAAUUCCUCUUUUGGAAAUUGCCUUUGGAGCUACUUUUCAAGUCUCAUGGGAAAUCAGUCUCAUUACUUUGUGUCUAAUUUUUACUCCAAAACACAUUACUCAACUUGAUUGCCUGCCUUUAUUGCUACCUUUGAAAAUAUUCAAAGGACUGUGUCCUGUAGGCUUGUAAGGUAAUUACUGAAGGGGAAAAGCAUUUGGUAUUUAUCUCUAUAGUACCUUCAAUUAGAGCUUUAAAGGUGGUAUUUUACCCCAUCAUACAGAGUGGAAUAUUUAUUUCCCUUUUUAUUAAGAAUUCUUGGACAAGAAUUUUCCUUUUGUUAACUAAUUGACCCAGAGCUUUAGCUGAGCAGCUGAAAGUAUAUGCAUUUCUAUUUAGUAGUUUACCUUUUUCUUCCCUCUAAUUUUGAGAUUUUAAAUGGUCUUAACAUGAGAAUUUGAAUUGAUAUGAGACUACAGGGAGGAAUAGUUUUGGCUCAGUCUUUUGAUUUCUGUCUUCUAGAGAGCACCUCAAAGGAUCAGCAGAAUCUUAUGUCUCUCUUGGUUGAUGGUCUCUCUAUAGUUGUCUUGAUCAUAUGAACAAGUUGAGAGGUCAGGAGAAUAGGGGUCUAAUUCUAAUCUCAUAGAGAUGCAAAGACUAGAUUAUAUAGAUGUUGCUGAGUUGCAGGGUCCCUUUUUUUUAAUCACUUUCAUUUCAUUUUAACUUUAAAGUAAUAUUUAUUUGAAAAUAAUAUUUGAAGCCCUUUCAGAUUACUCACAGAAUCCUGUAGUUGAAAAGGUUUUCUUCCUAUGUUCCUAUGUAGUUGGCAUUAGUUAACAAAAGCUUUUAUUUCAGUAUGGUUUCAAUCAGAAUCACAAAAUCAUUUAAACUUUUCCUUGAGAGUAAAUAUGAAGCCAAUUUUCUACUGUCAUAUAUGACUUGAAUUUGCUAGUGAUAUAGCUGCUGAGAACUUUCUGGCAGGAAAAUGAGUAAACUAAGAAAACAUUGAGAAAUCCAUUUAAUUUCAUAUGUUUAUUCAAUAACUAAGGCCCAUGCUUGAUAAUUUUGUUUAAUGGGAGAUUUAAAAUUGACCUCUGGAAAAUAACGAAAGCAAGUUAAAUGGACAUUGAGACAUAAAAAUCCUCGUUAGAUUUUUUUUUAAUGCUUUUUCUUCUAUGUUGAAAAAAUGGGUAUUCUUGGAAAAUUUCAGAACGAUAAAUUGUAUUGGUGUGGGUUUUUCAGGAUCAAAUAAUUUUCCUUGCAACAGAAUUUAUUCUAGUAAUUAUUUUCAGCAGUAUUGUUUAGAUAGCAUAUGCUUUUCUCUCCAGAAAUUACUUUAAAGACAUUCUUAGCAUUAGUAAGAAGAUAGUAGGUAGGCAAAUCUAAGUUGGAAAACAGUUGCUAGUCUGGAAGCUCUCUAUUACUCAAUC
Molecule: messenger RNA, 4724 nt
Organism: Sarcophilus harrisii (Tasmanian devil)
Lineage: Eukaryota; Metazoa; Chordata; Mammalia; Dasyuromorphia; Dasyuridae
Gene: SOAT1
Product: sterol O-acyltransferase 1
Exons: 16
Coding region: 92-1759 (555 amino acids)
Biological process (GO): cholesterol efflux; cholesterol metabolic process; cholesterol homeostasis
Cellular component (GO): endoplasmic reticulum membrane
Molecular function (GO): cholesterol O-acyltransferase activity; cholesterol binding; fatty-acyl-CoA binding
Source: RefSeq, a predicted model, not a curated record